AUGACACAAGAAGCGAAAAAAGUAUCCCCCGCAGUCUACGGUAAACUUACACCGCCAGUUAUGGAGAAAGGUAGGGUGACUUAUUGUACCGACUUGGAGAAGUCUGUGAUAAUGAGCAACUUCGAGCGCCGCGGCUGGAUCCAAGUGGGGCCCGACGAUGAAUGGAACUUUUACUGGUCCUUCACACAAAAUUGCCGAACAAUUUUCAGUAUCGAGAGCGGCUACAGAAUGAACGACAACCAAAUGAUAAAUCACUUUCCUAACCAUUACGAAUUGUCGCGUAAAGAUUUAUUAGUAAAAAAUAUCAAAAGAUACAGGAAAGAGCUUGAGAGGGAAGGUAAUCCCUUGGCUGAAAAAACAGAGGUACCUUUACCCAAUGGACAAGUGAUUACCCGCUAUAUACACUUAGAUUUUAUACCUGUGACCUAUGUACUACCUGCUGACUACAACAUGUUUGUUGAAGAGUACAGGAAGUCUCCUCAGAGUACAUGGAUUAUGAAACCAUGCGGAAAGUCACAGGGUGCAGGAAUAUUUCUAAUAAACAAAUUAUCGAAACUAAAGAAGUGGUCCCGCGAAGCGAAAACUCCCUUCCACCCUCAGCUGACGAGUAAAGAAAGUUACGUUAUAUCACGUUACAUUGACAAUCCAUUGCUAAUUGGUGGAAAGAAAUUUGACCUGCGGCUGUACGUUCUGGUGACAUCAUUUCGCCCUCUAAAAGCGUAUUUAUUCCAACACGGCUUCUGUAGGUUCUGUACUGUGAAAUAUGAUACGAGUGUAACUGAGCUCGAUAACAUGUACGUGCAUUUGACUAAUGUGAGCGUACAGAAGCACGGUGGGGAUUACAACAGUUUGCACGGCGGGAAAAUGAGUAUCCAGAAUUUCCGUCUAUAUUUGGAAGGUACGAGAGGCCGCUCUGUAACCGAUAGAUUGUUUGCAGAAAUGCAGUGGCUUAUUGUUCACUCUUUGAAAGCUGUUGCACCCGUUAUGGCUAACGAUCGGCACUGUUUUGAGUGUUACGGAUAUGAUAUCAUAAUAGAUAAUACUCUCAAGCCUUGGCUUGUAGAGGUGAACGCUUCACCAUCUUUACAAUCGACAACUCAUAAUGAUAGAAUAUUGAAAUACAAAUUAAUUGAUAACAUCGUGUCAGUGGUUGUACCACCAGAUGGUAUUCCCGAUGCUCGGUGGAAUAAGAUUCCGACAGCUGAAGCGCUCGGUGACUUCGAACUGUUGAUUGAUGAAGAGCUCAUGGAAAAAGAAGAUGCCAAUUCACGUUACAACAAAUUCCAUCGCGUCAGAACAUAA
Helicoverpa zea (corn earworm) is the source of this 1302-nucleotide messenger RNA. Its product is annotated as polyglutamylase complex subunit TTLL1-like. Gene Ontology annotation, molecular function: tubulin-glutamic acid ligase activity; tubulin binding. Bases 1 to 1302 code for a protein of 433 amino acids. The record is from RefSeq and is a predicted model, not a curated record. The transcript has a single exon. Gene Ontology annotation, cellular component: cilium. NCBI's taxonomy places the organism in Eukaryota, Metazoa, Arthropoda, Insecta, Lepidoptera, Noctuidae. Gene Ontology annotation, biological process: protein polyglutamylation; microtubule cytoskeleton organization.